CUCUGUUCUUUCAAAAGUUUCUUGAUUACGAUAAAAAUCCAAACUUUAUAUCAAUGACGGCCAUAGAUUACACGAGCUUCGGUUUAAACCAACCUAAACCUCUUGGUCUAAACCAGCUCACACCAUACCAAAUUCAUCAGAUUCAAAACCAGCUUAACCAUAGCCGUAACACAACCUCAAACCUCUCUCCAAACCCAAUCCGAAUGAAGAACUUCUCACCUUCUUCCUCCAAAACCAAGAAUCUCUAUAGAGGCGUAAGACAAAGGCACUGGGGAAAAUGGGUCGCUGAGAUCCGUUUGCCUAAAAACCGGACCCGUCUCUGGCUCGGAACAUUCAAAACCGCUGAAGAAGCCGCCUUGGCUUACGACCAAGCUGCUUUUAAGCUCCGUGGAGAUAUCACGAAGCUUAACUUCCCAAACAUCAGACACGAAGACGUUAAUCCUCUCCCUUCCUCUGUCGAUGCCAAGCUUCAAGCUAUUUGCAAGAGUUUGCGAAGAACAGAGGAGGCUUGCUCUGUUUUGGACCAAACAGAGGAGAAGUACUCUGUUUCAGGUAAAACAGAGCAUGUUCUGCCAAAAACAGAGCUUUUCUUGCCGAAAACAGAGCAUUUGGAGACAAAGCAGUUCUUCGAUGAGUCACCGAAAAGCGAUGAGAACUCGUCGCAGGCGGGAUAUUCAUCGUCGGAUAUAACAUUGCUAGAUUUCUCGGAUUCUGAGUUUGAAGAGAUUGGGAGUUUCGGGCUUGUGAAGUUUCCUUCGGUGGAGAUUGAUUGGGAUGCAAUUAGCAAACUGUCAGAUUCUUAAAGUCUUUUUUAUUUUAUUUUACUUUUCUCUGCAACUGAAAAUUUUAACAAGUUGCAGAGGAUUUUCUAGGUUUGAAUCUGUCCUAGUUUUAUUUCUUUGUUGGUCGCUUAGAGUUUUACUAUGUAGCUAAUCUCCAUG
Arabidopsis arenosa is the source of this 941-nucleotide messenger RNA. Lineage: Eukaryota; Viridiplantae; Streptophyta; Magnoliopsida; Brassicales; Brassicaceae. The record is from the annotation of a GenBank genome assembly.